UAAUUGAAAUCAACCCUAAGUUCCUGUUUUAUCCGCCCUAAAGGUAGCCCCGAUUAUUGCUGACUUAAGCAUCGGAGUGUCUACCCCGAGAACCCACCUCGGGGCUUUGCAGGUUCAUCUGAAGUGAAGACGCGGAUUAAAGAAGGACUUCUGGUUUGGUGCAAUUACAUUGGCACCGUCUGUGGGAACUCGCACUGAAAGCUCCCUUGUUGCUCUUAUCAUGGUUAAAACUAGGUCAGUCCGAGGUGGAAACUCAUCCCAGCCUCUUGGACGAGGUCAGGUCCCCAGCAACCUCCCACCCCAUCCCCCACCCCCAAUCCUAAAUACACUCCCUCGUGUUGACCAUGCAGAAGGAGGAGAUAAAAAUCAGCCACACAAUUCGGCUUACAAUUCAACCUCUACUGCCAACCAAGACGUAGUUGCAACUCAGCUUGCUGACAUGCAACAGCAAUUUGGUGUCUUUCAGUUAGUGCUGGCUCAACUAUUAGCCCGGAACAAUCCUGGUGAUCCACUCAUCAACCUACUCAAUCCUGCUCCACAACCCCCAGCUCCACAACAAAACCCUGGACCAGUUCCGCAUGCUCCUGCUAUCAGCGAAUCUCAAGGCCAAUCUCAAAUUGCCCCAGUUCAGCAACCCCUCCAUGAUGAUGUCACUCGACGUCUAGACAGCUUAGAAAAGCUCGUGGCUGAACAGCGAGGUAAUGCUCGAACCUGGUACUACAGUCUAUCUCCGAGGUCAAUCAGCUUUUAUACAGAACUGGCAUCUGCUUUUGCUACAAAGUUUUCCAGUAGAAGGUUGAUCAAGAAAACUACUUCUGAACUGAUGCGAGUUAAACAAAGGGACAGGGAAUCUUUGAAGAAUUUUAUGAGCAAAUUCAAUGAUGUCGUACUAGAGGUUAACUCUUUUGACCAGGCUGUGGGAAUUACAGCUGUGAUCUCAGGUCUUAGCCAUGAGAGGUUCAGGGAUAGCCUGCUUAAACAUCCUGCCACCACCUUCAACGAGGUAAAUGAUAGAUCACUGAAAUUCAUCACUACUGAGGAAUAUGCCCUGUCGCAAAACCCAAUUCCUAUUAAGAACCAACACUCGCACUGGAGAGAUGAGGAUCCGAACAGGAAACGGAUGAAGACAACACCGAACCGAGGUCCGAUGCCGACUUCCACCUCGAGAUUCGGAAGGCAGAACUUAGCACCUCCGCAACAAUCUGCAGUUGUUACACCUCACAAUGAUCCUCUGGUCACUUCCGUCCUAAUUAACAACUGUGAAGUACAAUGUGUCCUUGUUGACACCGGAAGUGCACCAGACAUCAUGUACUUCCACUGUUUUGAGAGUCUUGGACUAGAUCUGGCAUUGUUGCAGAAAUACGAUGGUCCCAUUUACGAUUUCAAUAACCAGCCAAUUCCAGUUGAAGGUGUUCUCACCAUGAAUGUGGCAUUUGGGAGUGGCCGAACCUAUGUGACUCCUUCAAUCCGGUUUCUAGUAGUCAAGAUGGCGUCCUCUUUCAAUGUUGUUAUUGGCCGACCCACACUGACUGAAAUUCGAGCCGUGGUUUCCCAGUCUCACCUCUGCAUGAAGUUCCCCACUCCAAUGGGCAUACCAACACUGCAAGAAGAUGAAACCAGAGCUACCCCAGUUGAAGAUGUUGAAGAGGUGCACAUAGAUGACAGAGAUCCGAGCCGAACAAUGCAAAUUGGAACUAAAUUGAACCCGGGGGAAAGAGCAGAGCUAAUAGCUUUUCUUCGGGCCAAUAAAGAUGUUUUUGCAUGGACUUCAGCAGAUAUGCCGGGAAUUCCCACUUCAGUUUCUCAACAUAAACUUAGCACCAAUCCACUCAAGAAACCAGUAGCCCAGAAGCGGCGCCUCUUUGGGGGGGAAAGGUUAAAGGUUAUUAAAGAAGAAGUCGAGAAACUCCUACAAGCUGGUUUUGUCAGAAGGGUCGAUUAUUGUGAGUGGGUCGCCAAUCCAGUGCUGGUGAAAAAAGCAAACGGUAAAUGGUGGAUGUGCAUCGAUUACACUAACCUCAACGAUGCAUGUCCAAAGGACUGUUACCCAAUGCCAAACAUUGAUAAGUUGGUUGAGGCAGCUUUGAGAAAUGAGAGAUUAAGUCUCUUGGAUGCAUAUUCAGGAUAUCACCAGGUGCCAAUGGCUCCAAAAGAUGAAGAAAAAACCUCGUUCUAUGCCGGCGAUGAAAUUUAUUGCUAUGUGAUGAUGCCCUUCGACUUGAAGAACGCGGGUGCCACUUACCAAAAGAUGGUUACGAUUGUAUUCCGAGCUCAGAUAGGCAAGAAUCUGGAAGUCUAUGUUGAUGACAUAGUAGUGAAGAGUUUAAAAGCUGAAGAUCACUUAACUGAUCUCGAGGAGACAUUCAACAACCUCAAAAAGAACAUAAUGAGGCUCAAUCUAGUGAAGUGCAUCUUCGGCGUGGAGUCUGGAAAAUUUCUAGGCUUCAUGAUGUCCAGGAGGGGGAUCGAGGUUAACCUAGAGAAGAUCAAAGCAGUAGCCGAGAUGGAACCGCCGAAGUCAGUAAAAGAUAUACAGAGGUUGACUAGAAGAGUGGCAGCUCUUCAUCGGUUCAUAUCAAAGUCAGCAGAUAAAUGCCUGCCAUUUUUCAAAAUUAUGAGGUCAGUCGCCCAGAAGGACGAAUCAGGUAAACAAAAAAAGUUUGAAUGGAGUCAGGAGUGCCAAACCGCAUUUGACGAGCUGAAGUCUUAUCUUAGCUCACCACCUCUACUAACUAAGGUCGUAGAUGAAGAGAUUCUCUAUUUGUAUCUAGGAAUUUCAGAUGAAGCCAUUAGCUCGGUCCUGGUGAGAGAGGAAGCCAAACAGCAGAAGCCAAUAUAUUACAUCAACGGUGUGCUGCAUGGAGCAGAGAAGAGGUAUCCCCUUGCUGAGAAAGCAGCUUUAGCAGUUGUCACUUCGGCCAGGACGUUGAGAUCUGCAAUCCGAGCUCAGGCACUGGCAGAUUUCAUUGUAGAAUGCACUCCAUGUCAUUCAACCCCCAAUCUAGAGCCCAACGAGUGGACCUUAUAUGUUGAUGGGGCAUUUAGUAGCAAAGGUUCAGGAGCUGGAGCUCUCUUGAUUGGCCCAAAUGGGUACCGAAGUGAACAUGCCUUGAAGUUCAACUUCGAUGCAACAAAUAACAUGGCUGAGUAUGAAGCUCUGCUACUUGGUUUACAACUAGCAUUGGAGUUGAAAAUCAACGCAAUCCAGGUGUAUAGUGACUCCCAGCUAGUGGUGAAUCAAAUCAACUCACUCUGCGAAGUUGUCGAUUCGGUAAUGAUGAAGUAUGUAGCCCUUGUGGCUGAGCUGAAGUGCAGAUUUCAGAGGUUCUGUCUGAGCAAAAUUCCCUGGGCUGAGAAUGAACAAGCAGAUUCACUUUCUAAAUUUGCCUCGGAUAGCUCUUUAAGUUCUAGAUCAGUUUUUGUGGAGGUCCUAGAUGCACCAAGCUUCACGAAGCCGCAGGUGAUGGAGAUCAGCACAGACCCAGGCAUGCCAAGCUGGACUGACUCAAUUGUCUCCUUCCUACGAGAUGGGGUGAUACCUGAGGAGAAGCAGGAGGCAAUGAAGUUGAGGAAGAAAGCAUCUCGGUAUACACUUGUUGAUGGGGUCCUCUAUAAGAGAUCUUUCUCACUCCUUCUCCGACGGUGCUUGAAUCCCUAUGAAGUAGAGUAUGCACUCAAGGAGGUGCAUGAAGGUGUCUGCGGAAGUCACGUGGGGCCUCGAACUUUGGCUCAUAAAGUUCUUAGACAGGGCUAUUAUUGGCCCAACAUGUACAAGGAUGCCACUCAGUUCGUACAAAGGUGUCAAAAAUGUCAGUUGUUCGCACAUCUAAUUCACCAGCCUGCAGAAGAGCUCACUACUUUGGUAGCACCUUGGCCAUUCGCUCAAUGGGUUCUUGACCUUUUAGGCCCAUUUAUGAAGGGGUUCACCUCGGUUUACCAUCCGAAGUCCAACGGCAUGGUCGAAUCUGUUAACAAAUGCAUCUUAGAAGGUAUAAAGCCAAGGUUGGAACAACACAAGGCCAAAUGGGCAAACGAGCUCAACAACGUCCUCUCGGCAUACAGAACUACGAGCCGAACUGCCACAGGUGAAACACCCUAUCAUCUGGCCUUUGGUACCAAAGUAGUCAUUCCUAUCGAGAUAGGAGUCCAAAGCUUCAGGGUCACCCAUUUCAAUGAAGAGCGAAAUGGACAACUGCUUCGGGAAAACCUUGAUUUGCUUGAUGAAAUCAGAGAAGAAGCACGACUUCGAACUCUACUAGCGCCAAACUGGGAAGGCCCCUACACUAUGGCCGAAGUGCCCCACUCAAGUGUUUAUAUCCUACAGGACACUGAAGGCAAAAGGGUUCCUAGAGUCUGGAAUGUCAAUAACUUGAAGAAAUUUUACCCUUAAAGAAAUUUUACCCUUAGUACAAUCCUUUCCAGUAAAAACUUUGUCCUUACUGUAUUGAAACUUAAUUCAUUAAUGAAGUUCACUUCACAUU
Molecule: messenger RNA, 4481 nt
Organism: Rubroshorea leprosula
Lineage: Eukaryota; Viridiplantae; Streptophyta; Magnoliopsida; Malvales; Dipterocarpaceae
Source: the annotation of a GenBank genome assembly